Nicrophorus vespilloides is the source of this 1513-nucleotide messenger RNA. Its product is annotated as facilitated trehalose transporter Tret1-like. The coding region runs from base 112 to 1506 and encodes 464 amino acids. The transcript is spliced from 2 exons. NCBI's taxonomy places the organism in Eukaryota, Metazoa, Arthropoda, Insecta, Coleoptera, Silphidae. The record is from RefSeq and is a predicted model, not a curated record. Gene Ontology annotation, biological process: transmembrane transport. Gene Ontology annotation, cellular component: membrane. Gene Ontology annotation, molecular function: transmembrane transporter activity.
UAAAAAAAGAAACGAAAACUACAGCACAAUUAAAUUCUUCGAGAUAAUCAAGUUUAUUAUCAACGAGUCAACAAUUACUUUUUUUGUGGCGCACAUGUAACAUUAAUUAGUAUGAAAUUUGGCGUUGCAGUCAUGGGUCUAAAGGAGAGAGUCCAAAUUUGGCCACAAGUAUUGGCAAUCAUUUCAGCUACGCUUGUUUCAUUCACGUGCGGAAUUUUCUUCACGUGGCCUUCGCCAUCUAUUCCAAAGCUUUUAAAUGAAGAAUAUCCGGAUGAAAUGACGUUAGACGAAGUUUCGUAUCUUACUGUAUUUCCGGCUUUGGCCCUUUUAUUAUCCAGUCCUCUGAGCGGCCGCUUAAUUGAUUUGAUUGGCAGGAGAAGGACGCUCCUGUUAAUAACUUUGCCCCAUUUACUGUCUUGGGGUUUGACGGCAAUCGGAGGAUCCAUUUAUAUAUUCUAUGCAGCCAGAAUCAUCAACGGAUUUGCUGAUUCCUGUACAUUCGCGGCUGUUCCUACUUACAUUUCAGAAGUCGCUACACCUGCUGUUAGAAGUGUUUGGGGUAAUUGUUUAACUUUCGCGAUUUACUUUGGAAACUUUAUAAUGAACGCGAUUGGAGCAUAUUACAGCAUCCGCACGACCGCGACCAUUUUUGGUAUUAUACCAAUUAUGUUUUUCAUUAUAUUUUACUUUAUGCCCGAAACGCCUUACUAUUUAUUAAUGAAAGGCGAUGAGGCUGAAGCGAGAAAGUCGCUGAAAUGGCUUCGCAAUAAACCGGACGUCGAAGAUGAAUUAAUACAGUUGACAGCGGACGUGAGGAGACAAUUAUCUGAACCGGGAACUUAUAAACAUAUUUUCACAAUUGCCAGCAACAGAAGAGCAAUGCUAACUGGUAUUUUCAUAAGGGGUUUGCAGCAGUACAGCGGAAUUUCAGCGAUUUCUAUGUAUUCGCAAAUGAUUUUUCAGAAGUCUGGAAGCGAUCUUUCCUCGAGUUUGUCUGCUAUCAUCUUUAGCGGAACUAUGGUAAUAACAAUACUGGCUUCCUCUUUUGCGAUUGAAAUUUUGGGAAGAAGAAUUUCCAUGAUGUUGUCUUGCUUGGGUUCGGGAAUAAUCUUGAUUCUUCUUGCCGUGUAUUUUUACUUCAAUGAAAAGACAGAUGCGGAUUUAACUGAUUUCCAGCUGUUUCCCAUUAUAGCUAUGAUAGUUUACGUAUUAUUUUAUUCCAUUGGUUUGGGUAUAGUUCCAACGAUAAUGCUUGGAGAGAUCUUUUCAUCGAGCAUCAAAGCUAGAGCCCUGUGCAUCAUGAACGUCUUCUUCGGAAUCUACAUCAGCACUAGUUCCAAAAUAUUUUCUUACCUGAUGCUUACAUUCGGUAUGUACAUGCCAUUUGCAUUAUUUGGCAUUUGUACAAUAUUGGGCACAAUUUGUUCAUAUUAUUACGUUCCUGAAACUAGGGGAAAGACGCUCGAGCAAAUACAACAAAGUUUUAAGGCUAAAACUAAAUCAUAAAGUGCAA